Symbiodinium sp. CCMP2456 is the source of this 1023-nucleotide messenger RNA. The record is from the annotation of a GenBank genome assembly. Lineage: Eukaryota; Dinophyceae; Suessiales; Symbiodiniaceae.
AUGCAGCCCGAUCAUGCCAGCAGACCUAUCUGGGUAUGUGAAAACGGGCGGAUCAUCUUCGAGACCUUUCAUCCGCAAGCCGCGCAAGUAGCCGACUUCCUUAUCGCAGUCUCAGAGCCAGUGAGUAGGCCGCAGAUCGUGCACGAGUACCAGAUCACGGCAUUGUCCUUAAAUGCUGCCAUUGCCAACGGAAUUGAUGUAGAGCAGAUCAUCAAGGUACUGCGGAAGCUGUCGAAGAAUGUUGUAGACGAGAACUUCUUGGAGUUCAUCCGGGAGAAGGGCAAAUCCACAGGAAAGCUUCGACUUAUCCUCAGAGAUGGCAGACACUUCUUGGAGUCGGAAGACGGCCCGCUUCUACGGCAUUUGUGCAGCAAUGCUGAUGUGGCCGCAUGCCUGGUUGAGGAACUGGCUCAAGAAAGCCACGUGGUGGAGGUGGACUCCAUGAAAGUGGAAAAGUUGAAGCUGGCAGCUCAUCAACUGACCUUGCCCUUGCUUCAAGAGUACGAGUUUCGACGGGACCGGGAAGACACCAACCCUCAACUGGCUGCAGUCCUCAGGCCAACGGUGAAUCUCCGACCAUAUCAGCAGCGAGCACUCUCCAAAAUGUUUUCUGUGGACGAUGUCGCCAAGAGUGGCAUCGUGGUGCUUCCUUGCGGUGCUGGCAAGACACUCGUUGGCAUUGCCGCUUGCUGCCGCGUGGGCCGGCGAGCAUUGGUACUGACCACUACGGCCGUGGCCGUCGACCAGUGGCGGCGCCAGAUCCAGCUCUACACCAGCCUGCCUCCGGAAGAUGUCUACACCCUCACAGCCGAGCAGAAGCGUCCGAUCGAGGAUGCUGACCGCCGUGCCUGCAUUGUGAUUUCUACGUACAGCAUGCUCGGAUUCACUGGUCGCAGAGGGGGAGAUACACAGUUUAUACUGGAUCAGCUGCAGCAACUGGAGUGGGGUUUGCUGGUGGUUGACGAGGUGCAGGUCAUGCCAGCGCGAACCUUCAGUCGGCUGGCCGCAAACAUCGGGGUUUAA